GCCGGCGGCUCGCGCGGGGAUCUCGCGCUCCUCCAGUUCUCCAUCAGAAGGCGGGGAGCUCGCGCUGAGGUCACUUCACAGACAGACAUCAACUCACCUCAGGAGCGCUGAUUUACCUGUUUACAGCCGAUCCGCGGCGUUUCGCGAAGCCUUGAGAGAACAGCUGCUCAGAAGAGGAGGAACUGAGGAUAUUGAUCCCAAACACUUGUGUUUGACGGGCGUUGGUGGCCGCUUCUGUCAGAAGAGUGCGCUGAGGUAAAAACCAACGGAUUCCAUCAACGCUUCAUUCCGCGAAAAAUAAUCUCUCCGCCACAAAUUCCGCUGGUUUUAUUACAAACAACAUCCCCAGAGGUGCCUCUGAUUAUUAUUUCACCGGAUUUCUGCCUGGUUUUGACUGUUUGUAUGAUGGGAAGAAGUAAAAAGACUGUGAAAAGAGAACGAGGCGGAUCGGGAUUCUUAUCGCAGAUGAUAACUGUGCUAGUUUUUACUAUUUUAUCGCUCGUCAACACCGGUUCGGCUCAAGAUGACGACUAUCUGGGAUUGGGUGAACUCCCGGAGACGUUCCCCUCGGAUCCGCCCGAGCCGCUCCCGCACUUCCUGAUGGAGCCAGAGGAGGCGUACAUCGUCAAGAACAAGCCCGUUAACCUGUACUGCAAAGCCACACCAGCCACGCAGAUCUACUUCAAGUGCAACAGCGAGUGGGUCCAUCAGAAGGAGCACACAGUGGAGGAGCGCGUGGACGAGAGCUCGGGUCUGGUGGUGCGGGAGGCCAGUAUCGAGAUCACCCGUCAGCAGGUGGAGGAGCUCUUCGGUCUGGAGGAUUUCUGGUGUCAGUGUGUGGCCUGGAGCUCGGCAGGAACCACCAAGAGCCGUAAAGCCCACGUCCGGAUCGCCUAUCUCAGGAAAACAUUUGACCAGGAGCCUCUGGGGAAGGAAGUGUCACUCGAACAGGAAGUGCUUCUCCAGUGCCGCCCACCAGAAGGAAUACCUGCUGCUGAGGUGGAGUGGCUGAAGAACGAGGAGAUCAUCGACCCCGCCGACGACAGGAACUUCUACAUCACCAUCGACCACAACCUGAUCAUCAAACAGGCCCGUCUGUCCGACACCGCCAACUACACCUGCGUCGCCAAGAACAUCGUGGCCAAACGCCGCAGCACGACGGCCACCGUCAUCGUCUACGUGAACGGCGGCUGGUCGACGUGGACGGAGUGGUCGGUGUGCAGCAGUCGCUGUGGGCGGGGCUAUCAGAAGAGGACGCGCAGCUGCACCAAUCCCGCGCCUCUGAACGGAGGAGCCAUCUGUGAGGGUCAAGCCAUCCAGAAACUGGCCUGCAACCCGCUCUGUCCAGUGGACGGUCUGUGGACGCAGUGGAGCAAGUGGUCGACGUGUGGGACAGAGUGCACUCACUGGAGACGGCGCGAGUGCAGCGCUCCGGCCCCCAAAAACGGCGGCAAGGACUGCGAGGGAGCGGUGCUGCAGUCCAAGAACUGUACGGAUGGGCUCUGUAUGCAGAGUUCCUUAUAUCAGAAGUCCUCCGAACCCACAGACAAGAGCAAUGCUCUGCCACAUCCAUUUCAAAGAAACGUAUUAAUCUCAGCGAUACAUUUUAAUGCUUGCCCCGCUGAGUGUGCCGCUUUAUCAUCAAAGUGCGAGCGCCGGACGGGAGAGUUGCACGCUCAGAUGAUAUCGGAGGACUUUCAUCACUCGGCUCUAUUCGCCGAGUCCAUACGGGCCGGAAUACGAGCGGCUUUACGUUCCUGCCAGUUUCCGUUCCACAUAAUCACUGGGACGUUUUCAAGACUGAAAGAGCCGAGGCUGGAAGAAGACGUGAGGAGUGACGGCAUGAACAGAGAAGAGAUGUUUCUGAUUUCUAGACGUGAUCCCGGCCCAGACGUGGCUCUGUACGUGGGCAUCGUCAUCGCCGUCAUCAUGUGUUUGGUGAUUUCCGUCAUCGUGGCGCUGUUCGUCUACCGGAAGAACCAGCGAGACUUUGACUCGGACAUCAUGGAUUCAUCGGCGCUCAACGGAGGAUUCCAGCCGGUCAACAUCAAGACGGCGCGCACAGCGGAUCUGCUCACGGCUCCUCCUGACCUGACCUCGGCUGCUGCCAUGUACAGAGGUCCCGUUUACGCUCUGCACGACGUCGCUGAUAAGAUCCCCAUGACCAACUCUCCCCUGCUGGACCCGCUGCCCAACCUGAAGAUCAAGGUGUACAACUCGUCCGGUCUGGUGACGCCGCAGGAGGACCUGUCCGACAUCUCCUCCAAACUCUCGCCCAAACUGCCGCAUGCGCUGAUCGACAGCGACACCAUCAGCCGCCGCACACAGACGCUGGUGCGCUCCUGGGACCCCUCGUGCACGGCCUUCGGCUCCUUCAACGCCCUCGGGGGCCAUCUGAUCGUGCCCAACUCAGGCGUGAGCUUGUUGGUGCCAGCGGGUGCCAUCCCUCAGGGCCGUGUCUAUGAGAUGUACGUGACGGUUCACAGGAAGGAGAGCAUGAGGCCGCAGGUGGACGACACACAGGAGACGGUCCUGAGUCCGGUGGUCAGCUGCGGUCCUGCUGGAGCUCUCCUGACCCGGCCUGUCAUCAUCACCAUGCACCACUGCGCCGAGGCCGACAGCGAGGACUGGCUCAUUCAGCUCAAGAGCCAAUCACAGCAGGGCCAGUGGGAGGACGUGGUGGUGGUGGGUGAGGAGAACUUCACCACUCCCUGCUAUAUCCAGAUGGACGAGGAAGCGUGUCACAUCCUGACGGAGACGCUGGGCACAUACUGUCUGGUGGGUCAGUCGGUCAGCACCGCCGCCGCCAAGAGACUGAAGCUGUCCAUCUUCGGCCCGGUCAGCUGCACCGUCCUGGAGUACAACAUCCGAGUCUACUGCCUGGACGACACACAGGACGCGCUCAAGGAGGUGCUUCAGAUGGAGAAGCAGAUGGGCGGGAAGCUGCUGGAUGAACCCAAGUCUCUGAACUUCAAGGACAGCACACACAACCUGCGUCUGUCACUGCACGAUGUCCCACACACUCUCUGGAAGAGCAAACUCAUCGCCAAAUACCAGUGUAGUUCGUUGUGGUGUGUGUUUGCUCAGGACUCUCAGUGCAUCGACACGUCUCUUCUGGAUCCGGCCAGUAACAUCACCACACUGGUGGGUCCCAACGCUUUCCGGAUCCCGCUGUCCAUCCGGCAGAAGCUGUGUGGGAGUCUGGACGCGCCGCAGACCCGCGGGAACGACUGGAGGAUGCUGGCGCACAAACUCAACCUGGACAGGUAUCUCAACUACUUCGCCACCAAGUCGAGUCCGACCGGCGUGAUCCUGGACCUGUGGGAGGCGCAGCACUUCCCCGACGGCAAUCUGAACCGUCUAGCGGCCGUGCUGGAGGAGAUGGGGCGUCACGAGAACAUCAUGAGCGCCGAGCACUGACCUCCGUCCUUCCCAGGAGUCCCAGCGGAUCACUGUGAGCGCGGCAGACCCGCUCCCAGCAGAGGAAGACGUUCCCAUCCCAAUCAGUUUCUUAGGAAACGCGACUUCUGCCGUCCAAAUACUGGACCUCCGGCUUGACGUCACACGAGUCGUGGCGGUUCGUUCCCUGAAAACACUCGGAGGUACCUUUCUGUCAAUCUGUGUUGAGAAAUGCCUUUAUUUAUAUCCCGUUCCUCGGGUUUUGCGUCUCAUUGUUUUUUGCGCUACCCAGUGGACUGAGCCUGUAACUACACGUCUCUCCAGCCUCCUGUAAAUAUACAGCAAACACAUCUGAACUGUAAAGUUUAACGGUGUUAUUCUUCUGUUUUCUUUUGAUUAUUAAUUGUUUUGUUGCAUAGUGAUCUGUGUGUAAUCGAAAUUUAGAGGGGAAAAGGAAACCAACGGACAUCUUCGCGCGAUUGCACCGUUUUGUAAACUUGCUUCGGAACUAAAACGUGACGUGAAUUUCAGGAAUAAACUUUACUGGACAGAAUUCACAGAGCGUCAUCAUGCUUUCUGCUCGUUUCUGAAGAGGUCCGUCUCUGAUCCUCUGAAUCGAUGCGAUUUUAACGGACGGAGAGCAGCGUAUCGGAGGACGUUCAGGAGUGAGUGACUGAUGAACGGAUGGAUGCAUGCGGUAAAAUACAAAGUGUACAGAGACCAACUUGAGUAAUAGCCAUUCGAGUGUGUUUGUACUUCUGCGUUCACCUUCAUUCGCUCUUGUUCAGAUUUCUAAAGCUGUCUAUGCAAAAUCUGCAUCCUUUAUAAAGCAAAGUAUACAUGCUAAAAACCGCUAGCAGUCGCUUUCCAUAGUUAUCAUACGAUUAUUAUAUUUAUAGUGAGGAUGUUACUGAUUCUUUUAUGGCACGUUCAUGACGUAAUUUGCGAACGCUUGCAUCUCCUCUGUGAAGUUUCUGUACAAAAUGUAAGAAAGAAUUUUUAAACAAGUAAUAAAUUAUAUUUAUAUGCAA
Molecule: messenger RNA, 4430 nt
Organism: Sinocyclocheilus anshuiensis
Lineage: Eukaryota; Metazoa; Chordata; Actinopteri; Cypriniformes; Cyprinidae
Gene: unc5cb
Product: unc-5 netrin receptor Cb
Exons: 18
Coding region: 403-3420 (1005 amino acids)
Biological process (GO): axon guidance; netrin-activated signaling pathway
Cellular component (GO): membrane
Molecular function (GO): netrin receptor activity; protein binding
Source: RefSeq, a predicted model, not a curated record